AUGGAGAUGAUUGAGAAUUGGAAGAAUGAUGAGCAAUCAGAGCAGAACAACAUCAAAGUACCUAUAGACUUCACAUCGCAAAACGAUAGCGCACAAGGUAUGAGGUGCUUCACUGUUCGAGAUUUUUUCUUCCUAGCCUAUCACACCUGUCUCACCUCACCAUCUGUUUAUUUCUCUUGUAGGAUUGCAAGAAAUGCUUCACUGGUUUACUAAGGAAAAACAUCACUCCAUUGAAGACCUGGUUAAAUCUGUCUUUAAGCUGUUUGUUUCUGACGUAUUGGAUAUGGAAAGGGCAUCUUUGAUACCCGAAGAAGCAGUAGAAGCUAACUUAGCAGAUUUGAAGAGGUUUAUCACAGAUGAUGCCAGGAAAGCAGUUUGCAAAUUAGGUUAG
Pocillopora meandrina is the source of this 391-nucleotide messenger RNA. The record is from the annotation of a GenBank genome assembly. Lineage: Eukaryota; Metazoa; Cnidaria; Anthozoa; Scleractinia; Pocilloporidae.